AGUAUUUAGCUAGUUAAUCUUGUCUGCUUCACAGUGGUCAAAACAACGUCCACAUUAAGGUUUUUAUUGUUGUGAUUUAGAGGAUUGUUAACAUCCUGGAACUUAAAAUGAAAUAUUUAACUGCACCGCAUCACAUACUUAUCCCAGGUCAUCUUUAAUUCGCGUUGGCGACAAGGCGUGGUUGAUAGAUGUUAUCUAGAUAACGCUAGCUAGCUGCAAACAAUGGCUAACUGUAUGGUUUUUCACACUCAAAUAGCCUCCAUCAUGGAGGUGCUAGCAAAUGCAGCCGUGGCAGAGAUCUGUAAACUUGUAGACGAUGACUAUGCAGUGUUUCGUUUGGAAAUAACUCAAAGCCAGAAAGAAAACAGGGCAUUGCGGAGGAAACUACUGGAACUGAAGGUGGCACGGGAGCGCGCAGAGAGGACAAUGCGAGAGCGCGUCCUUGCCAGUCGUCCCAGUAGUGUCAAAAAUCUCGAUCGAUACAGAGGAAUGGCAAGAGGUGAAGGACAUCUCACUGGAGGCCACAGGAUCUCUGUGAAACCAGCAGAACACAAUACAUGGAGAGAUGACCAACCAAUCACUGUUGAUGAGGGGAGUAGAACCUCAACCCAGCACGUUAUCGUGAUAGAGUCUGCAGAUGCAGAGCCUGCAGGUCCUGGGGUCAAACAGGAGAGGUCUGAAGGAGAGGAGAACCAACUCAACGGCAGAGACAUCCAGACUGGGGCAGAUGGAGCGCCCCUUGUAGCCACGGAGGACCCCACCAACGCCCCAGCGCAGCUCAGGACCCAAUGCAGUAUCACGGAGGAGGAGGAGGGUCCAGAGGUGCUGCUGGUGAAGGGGGAGGGGUGUGAGGAGGGUCUGUGGAAGCCUGAGGGGAACAUGGUCAUGGAGGACAACCAGACUACACCUCCUCCUGAACCCACAGAGGAACCAGCUGAGCAGCACAGGACCACACACAGUCUCACUGAGUCAGUAGACAUGGAGGAAUGGAAGCCUGAUCUGCUGCUAGUCAAAGAGGAGACAAUAGAGGACGGACAAGAGAGCAUUGACCUGCUGAGUGGACUAACGAUGGGGGAGCAAGGUGGUUGGCUGGAGGCUAACAGAGGAGACUGGGUGGCCAACUUGGUUUCCCAAACCCAGACAGGUGCAGCCAAAGGCCCUGGGGACGACAUCACUGAGCAAGCCAGGACCAUAGGCGACAUAGUGGAGUCUGCAGUCCAUGAGGACCUGCUGAUAGCCGGUGUUGCUGGUAGGAGAGACUGGACCUCUGAAGCAGCUGGUCACAAACCCUGGCCCCGGAUCAGGACAGUGGAUCAAGAGCCGUCACUAUUCCUUCCUGAUUCAGAUUCAGGACGGAACCACGAGGGACAAAGACUCGACCAUCACGCAGAACACAACCAGUGGACAGGUGGACUGAACAACCUCAGUCCUGGUGGUCAUCAGAGAGACAGAGGCUCAAGUCAGGGAUCCAGUCUGCAGCCCAGACCCUUCUCUUUACAGUCUCAGUGCAGGGAUGAAGCAGGGCCUGGGGCUGAUAGAGAUAGACCCUCCUGUUCCUAUGAUACAAACAGCACAGUAUCCAUGAUGAACAGAGCAUGUCACCCUGGGGUUCAGCCUUUACAGAGAGUGACAGGCGCCCCCCCUGGUGGUAGUCUAUCAGCAAGUCGGUCUUCUCCGUCAGGGUCUUGUCUAAUGACUGGUGAAUGGGUUCAUAGAAGGCCUGGACCUGGGCCUAGCCUUCCUCGGUUACCUCAUGGUUACCCUACCAAUACAGACCGGGUCAGGAUGGGUGUUCUCCACAAGAGGUACUUAUGCUAUAACACAGCACACAAUCCCAACAACACCCAAACAAUUGCUAGAGGUCAAGGAAGGAGCUCAAAGACUAACCACCUGACGGUGGUGGCUCCUGCUUCUACUUCCUCUGGUGUCAUUGGGUCACAAUGUGGGAGGCCGAGCAUGAGGGCGGACCCAGACAAGCCGUAUGCCUGCCCCACGUGUGGGAAGCGCUUUGCUGAGGUGAACUAUGUGAAGAAGCACCAGAGGGUCCACACAGGGGUGAAACCCUUCAGCUGUACCCAGUGUCACAUGCGCUUCGCCCAGGCUGGUGACCUGAGGAGGCACCAGAGGGUCCACACAGGGGAGAAACCCUACAGCUGUCCCCAGUGUGAGAAGAGGUUCUCCCGCCAGUACCAGCUGAAUGUGCACCUGAAGGUCCACACGGGAGAAAAGCGGUUAUUGUCCUGCUGAAAGGUGAAGUUGUCUCCCAGUGUCUGAUGGAAAGCAGACUGAACCAGGUUUUCCUCUAGGAUUUUGCCUGUGCGUAGCUCUAUUCCGUUUCUGUUUAUCCUAAAAUGUAUCCUUAGUCCUUGCUGAUGACAAGAAUACUCAUAACAUGAUGCAGCCACCACCAUGCUUGAAAUUAUGAAGAGUGGUACUCAGUGAUGUGUUGUUGGAAUUUUCCCAAAUAUAAAGCUUUGUAUUCAGGACAAAAAGUUAAUUUCAUCGACACAUUUUUUGCAGUUUUACUUUGGUACCUUAUUGCAAACAGGAUGCAUGUUUUGAAAUAUUUUUAUUCUGUACAGACUUCCUUCUUUUCACUCUGUCAAUUAGGUUAGUAUUGUGGAGUAACCCGUGUGGACCUUCAGGUGCCUCUUCAGUGGAGUACAAUGUUGUUGAUUCAUCCUAUCAGAGCCAUUAAACUCCCUGAGCGGUUUCCUUCCUCUCCGGCAACUGAGUUAGGAAAGAUGUCUGUAUCUUUGUAGUGACUGGGUGUAUUGAUACACCAGCCAAAGUGUAAUUAUUAAGUUCAUGUUCAAAGGGCUAUUUAAUGUCUGCUCCCCCCCCCCCCCCAUCUACCAAUAGGUUCCCUUCUUUGUGAGGCAUUGGAAAACCUCCCUUGUCUUUGUGGUUGAAUAUGUGUUUUAAAUUCACUGCUCGACUGAGGGUACUUACAGAUAAUUAGAUAUUUCUGGGGUACAGAGAUGAGGUAGUCAUUCAUAAAUCAUGUUAAACACUAUUAUUGCACACAGAGUGUGUUCAUGCAGCUUAUGUGACUUAACACAUGCACAUUUUCACUCCUGAACUUAUUUAGGCUUGCCAUAGCAAAUGGGUUGAAUACAGACUCAAGACAUUUGAUUUUCAUUUUUAAAUCAUUUGUAAACAUGUCGAAAAACAUAAUUCCACUUUGACAUCAUGGGUCAUUGUGUGUAGGCCGGUGACAAAAUCUGAAUUUAACUAUUUUAAAUUCAAGCUUUAACAAAAAAGCAUGUUGCAUUUUGUGUUUGUACUGUGUAGGUUAUAUGAUGUUUACAAAUGCCUGUUUCAUGACUUCCAAUCAAAUAAAAAAUAAAAUCCCAAGAAACUUUUAAUGAGAAAAUAAAUGCAGUUUAUCAACGUGGGAGGCCGAGCAUCAAGCGGUACGCCUGCCCCACGUGUAGUAAGCGCUUUGCUAGGGCAAACUAUUUGAAGGAGCACCAGACCAUUCACACUGAGAGGUACUCUAAGUGCAAACUAUGUUACAAGAUCUUCUCUUUCCAGAGUAACUUUACCUGACAUAGGAGUGUCCACAACGGGGAGAUAUGGUAGCAGUGUAGCUUGAGAUGUACACAGGGGAUAUCUGAGAACCAUUCUUUAGUUGACAUAUUAUAAACUGAGCAAAAAAAGAAACGUCCCUUUUUCAGAACCCUGUCUUUCAAAGAUAAUUUGUAAAAAUCCAAAUAACUUCACAGGUCAUUGUAAAGGGUUUAAACACUGUUUCCCAUGCUUGUUCAAUGAACCAUAAACAAUUAAUGAAUAUGCACCUGUGGAACGGUCGUUAAGACACUAUCAGCUUACAGACGGUAGGCAAUUAAGGUCACAGUUAUGAAAACUUGGGACACUAAAGAGGCCUUUCUACUGACUCUGAAAAACACCAAAAGAAAGAUGCCCAGUGUCCCUGCUCAUCUGCGUGAACAUGCCUUAGGCAUGCUGCAAGGAGGCAUGAGGACUGCAGAUGUGGCCAGGGCAAUAAAUUGCAAUGUCCGUACUGUGAGACGCCUAAGACAGCGCUACAGGGAGACGGGACUUACAGCUGAUCGUCCUCACAGUGGCAGACCACGUGUAACAACACCUGCACAGGAUCGGUACAUCCAAACAUCACACCUGCGGGACAGGUACAGGAUGGCAACAGCAACUGCCCGGGUUACACCAGGAACGCACAAUCCCCCCCAUCAGUGCUCAGACUGUCCGCAAUAGGCUGAGAGGCUGGACUGAGGACUUGUAGGCCUGUUGUAAAGGCUGGUUCUCACCAGACAUCACCGGCAACAACGUCGCCUAUGGGCACAAACCCACUGUCGCUGGACCAGACAGGACUGGCAAAAAGUGCUCUUCUCUAACGAGUCGCGGUUUUGUCUCACCAGGGGUGAUGGUCGGAUUCGUGUUUAUCGUCGAAGGAAUGAGUGUUACACCGAGGCCUGUACUCUGAAGCGAGAUCGAUUUGGAGGUGGAGGGUCCGUCAUGGUCUGGAACGGUGUGUCACAGCAUCAUCGGACUGAGCUUGUUGUCAUUGCAGGCAAUCUCAAAGCUGUGCAUUACAGGGAAGACAUCCUUCUCCCUCAUAUGGUACCCUUCCUGCAGGCUCAUCCUGACAUGACCCUCCAGCAUGACAAUGCCAUCAGCCAUACUGCUCGUUCUGUGUGUGAUUUCCUGCAAGAUAGGAAUGUCAGUGUUCUGCCAUGGCCAGCUAAGAGCCCGGAUCUCAAUCCCAUUGAGCACGUCUGGGUCCUGUUGGAUCGGUGGGUGAGGGCUAGGGUCAUUCUCCCCAGAAAUGUCCGGGAACUUGCAGGUGCCUUGGUGGAAGAGUGGGGUAACAUCUCACAGCAAGAACUGGCAAAUCUGGUGCAGUCCAUGAGGAGGAGAUGCACUGCAGUACUUAAUGCAGCUGGCCACACCAGAUACUGACUGUUACUUUUGAUUUUGACCCACCCUUUGUUCAGGGACACAUUAUUCCAUUUCUGUUAGUCACAUGUCUGUGGAACUUGUUCAGUUUAUGUCUCAGUUGUUGAAUCCUGUUAUGUUCAUAACAUGUGUAAAUAUUUGUAAGUUUGCUGAAUAUAAACGCAAUUGACAGUUAGAGGACGUUUCUUUUUUUGCUGAGUUUAGUUUAGUUAUGUUAAGUGUCUUGGAGUAAUUAACCACAUACCCCUCAUUAACUUGUCAUUUGAAACAGACUUGAGUAAAUACAUGUUUUUAGAGAGACAGUAAACCUAGGCUAAAACAAGGACAGUUUAAUAUUUACCUUAAUGAGGUGAUGUAGAUGGAAUAAAGA
Molecule: messenger RNA, 5305 nt
Organism: Salvelinus fontinalis (brook trout)
Lineage: Eukaryota; Metazoa; Chordata; Actinopteri; Salmoniformes; Salmonidae
Product: zinc finger and SCAN domain-containing protein 2-like
Exons: 8
Coding region: 223-2247 (674 amino acids)
Biological process (GO): regulation of transcription by RNA polymerase II
Cellular component (GO): nucleus
Molecular function (GO): DNA-binding transcription factor activity; RNA polymerase II cis-regulatory region sequence-specific DNA binding
Source: RefSeq, a predicted model, not a curated record